Penicillium canariense is the source of this 1152-nucleotide messenger RNA. RefSeq names its product UDP-glucose:hexose-1-phosphate uridylyltransferase. The transcript is spliced from 3 exons. Gene Ontology annotation, biological process: beta-D-galactose catabolic process via UDP-galactose, Leloir pathway. The record is from RefSeq and is a predicted model, not a curated record. Gene Ontology annotation, molecular function: zinc ion binding; UDP-glucose:hexose-1-phosphate uridylyltransferase activity. Bases 1 to 1152 code for a protein of 383 amino acids. Lineage: Eukaryota; Fungi; Ascomycota; Eurotiomycetes; Eurotiales; Aspergillaceae. Gene Ontology annotation, cellular component: cytoplasm.
AUGGAGAAAGUGCUUGACGACAUUUCUCACCGCCGAUAUAACCCCCUCCGGGGCUCACAUAUCCUGGUGUCUCCCCACCGCACCAAGCGCCCAUGGCAAGGACAGCAGGAAAGUCCGUCCAAGACCACUCUGCCCAAUUACGACCCCGCAUGCUAUCUGUGCCCUGGAAACAAGCGAGCCCAGGGUGAUACCAACCCCAAAUAUGAUAGCACUUUCGUCUUUGUCAACGACUACAGUGCUGUCAAAGAGGAGCAGGCUGCCUAUGUUGACACAAGCAGCGAUGAUCUCGAAUCGCGCUUCCUCAAGGCCGAACCCGUCACGGGCAAGUGCUACGUCCUCACCUUCUCUGCGGCGCACAACCUCACACUGGCCGACCUGUCCCCAAUCGAAAUUGUGCCGGUGAUCAACGCCUGGACCGAGAUCUAUGCUGCCCACCUGUCGCCCAAGUCGCCUCUCGCCCAGAAUGCGCCCCCAACCCACAUCCAGCCCGUUACACCACAUUCCAGCAUUACCAAGCCGAAAGAACAAUAUCGGUAUAUGCAGAUCUUUGAGAACAAGGGUGCGGCCAUGGGCUGCUCGAACCCUCACCCUCACGGUCAGGUCUGGACUACCAGCACGCUUCCCGAGGAGCCCGCAGCAGAGCUGGAGCAGCUCCGCCUUUACCGCCGAGAGCAUGGCGGUAGCCACAUGCUGGAGGAUUACGCAGCGCUCGAGAGCCGCAAGCAGGAGCGUGUUGUCUUCGAGAAUGAGGGGUUCGUCGUCGUCUGCCCGUGGUGGGCGACCUGGCCUUUUGAGACCAUGAUUAUCAGCCGCACCCACAAGCGUGCCCUGGUUGACCUUUCCGAUGCGGAUAAGACUCUCCUCGCCGAGGCUAUCGCGGAGAUUACUCGCCGCUAUGACAACCUCUUCGAGACUCACUUCCCCUACUCCAUGGGUAUUCACCAAGCCCCUCUUGACGGCACUGCCGAGGAGGUAGAGGCCUCGUAUCUGCACUUGCACUUCUACCCGCCUCUCCUGCGGAGCGCGACUGUUCGGAAGUUCUUGGUUGGCUUUGAGUUGAUGGCCGAGCCCCAGCGUGAUAUCACUCCUGAGCAGGCUGCUACCCGCUUACGUGGCUGUGGUGGGGAGCUCUACCGUAAGAAGCUGGAAUAA